Messenger RNA from Malassezia vespertilionis, 456 nucleotides. RefSeq lists its product as uncharacterized. The record is from RefSeq and is a predicted model, not a curated record. The coding region runs from base 1 to 456 and encodes 151 amino acids. Gene Ontology annotation, cellular component: cytosolic large ribosomal subunit; ribosome. The transcript is spliced from 6 exons. NCBI's taxonomy places the organism in Eukaryota, Fungi, Basidiomycota, Malasseziomycetes, Malasseziales, Malasseziaceae. Gene Ontology annotation, biological process: translation. Gene Ontology annotation, molecular function: structural constituent of ribosome.
AUGCGCGCAAACUUUCUCACAGACGCUUUGGAUAUUGUAGUCACCAUGCCGAAAAUCUACAAGCCCGGGAAAGUUGCCGUUGUCCUCCAAGGUCGGUACGCUGGUAAAAAGGUCGUCGUCAUCAAGCAGUUCGACGAUGGCAACAAGGAGCAUGGUUUCCCUUUUGUCAUUGCUGCCGGCAUUGAGAGCUACCCCCUUAAGGUGAACAAGUCCAUGGGUGCCAAGAAGGUCGCGCGCCGCAGCAAGAUCAAGCCUUUUAUCAAGGUGAUCAACUACAACCACCUUUUCCCUACCCGCUACGCUCUUGAACUUGAGGGUCUCAAGGGUGUUGUUUCUAACGACACUUUCAAGGAGGUCUCCCAACGCGAGGAUGCGAAGAAGGAGGUGAAGAAGCUUUUUGAGGAGCGCUACCAGAGCGGCAAGAACCGGUGGUUCUUUACUCCUCUGCGCUUCUAA